This is a messenger RNA of Diospyros lotus (date-plum), 5213 nucleotides long. RefSeq names its product ABC transporter C family member 14. Lineage: Eukaryota; Viridiplantae; Streptophyta; Magnoliopsida; Ericales; Ebenaceae. The coding region runs from base 505 to 5040 and encodes 1511 amino acids. The record is from RefSeq and is a predicted model, not a curated record. The transcript is spliced from 12 exons. Gene Ontology annotation, molecular function: ATP hydrolysis activity; ABC-type transporter activity; ATP binding. Gene Ontology annotation, biological process: transmembrane transport. Gene Ontology annotation, cellular component: vacuolar membrane; plant-type vacuole.
AUACAAUGGCCUUCUUUGGUGUAAAAAUAACACGAGGAUAGCAGUUUGCCAACCAUUAGAAACCAUAAUUGGAUGGAUUCCUGAAGAGUGAAGACAGAGGAGCCGUCCAGAAAAGAAAGCAAUUAAUGAAAGCCGAGAGGAACUCCGCGCUGUCGCCAUCUGAGACGAUCACCAUGGCUCCACGUAUUUUCCACGGGACUCCACUGGCACUGAUGAUUUCGGUCCAAUAGUCAUUGUUAUACUAUCGUUUUACACAACCAGCCAGCCAUACUUUUGUUUCCUCGUCUUGUUUGUAGUGGCAUCCUCGGCCUCUCUUCGGCCUGUUGAAGAGGCCAGCCACCUGAUUAUUCUCCUUCUGGAUGCCGGAUGCCAUUACUAUUAUUAUUAUUAUUGCUUCGCUCGCGUUGGAGCUUCAAUUUCAAGGCUCUGUUCCUCGAGGACUAGAGAACGGCGAUUGAUUAGGUUGAAGAGCAGAUCAAAGGCACGUUCUCUGGGGUUUGGGUUAUGUUUGUGAAAAUGUCGUCUGCCUCUUGGUUCACAUCUUUUUCAUGUUCGAGCUCUGUGAUACAGUCUUCGGAGGCGGCGGCUAUUUCACCCAUUUUCCAAUGGUUAAGAUUCAUCUUCCUAUCGCCAUGUCCUCAAAGGGCUCUCUUAUCUUCAGUCGAUAUCCUGUUUUUGUUGGCUCUCUUUAUCUUAUUGAUUCAAAAACUAUAUUCCAGAUUCGCUUCCGGUGGUCACCCCAAUCCGGAUGCGAACAAACCUCUACUUAGAAACCAAAGAACCGUUCUUCGAAGUACUUUGUGGUUUAAGCUGUCUCUGACUGCAACUGUUCUAUUAGCAAUAGUCUACACAGUUUUAUGCAUUCUGGCCUUUGUUAGACGUAGCCAGUUGCAGGAGAAGCUUGUGGACGGCCUAUUUUGGUUAAUUCAAGCAAUAACUCAUGUGGUGGUUACUGUAUUAAUUGUCCAUGAAAAAAGAUUUGAAGCUGUUACCCAUCCUUUAUCGCUUCGAAUUUACUGGGUUGCCAACUUCAUCAUCAGUAGUUUGUUCUUUGCUUCUGGUAUUAUCCGGGUAAUCUGUCUCGAGCAACCAGAUCCUCAUUUGAGACUGGAUGAUGUGACUUCAUUUGUCACUUAUACGCUAUCAAUUUUACUUCUUAUUGUUGCAAUAAGAGGAACAACUGGAAUAACAGUGACAAGAGAAUCAGAAUCGGUGCCAGAUGCAGAAGAUGAACUCUAUGAACCCCUAGCGGGCAAAUCCAAUGUAACUGGCUUUGCUAAGGCUUCUAUCAUCUCGAAGACCUUUUGGCUUUGGAUGAAUCCCCUACUGAGUAAAGGUUAUAAAACUCCUCUCAAAGCUGAUGAUAUCCCUACCCUUUCACCAGAUCACAGAGCUGAAAGAAUGUCUCAGCUCUUUGAACGGAACUGGCCAAAGCCUAGUGAAAAAUCAAAGCACCCUGUUAGGACCACAUUGCUUCGGUGCUUCUGGAAGGAAAUUGCCUUCACUGCCUUCCUUGCAAUCGUGAGGCUGUGUGUCAUGUACGUGGGGCCUGUUUUGAUCCAAGCAUUCGUUGAUUUCACCUCUGGGAAGAGCAGCUCCCCCUUUGAAGGAUACUACCUUGUAAUGACUCUUCUCAUUGCCAAAUUUGUCGAGGUUUUGACCUCGCACCAAUUUAAUUUCAAUUCUCAAAAGCUUGGGAUGCUCAUCCGGUCCACGCUGGUUACUUCAUUAUACCGGAAGGGCCUGAGGCUGUCAUGUUCGGCAAGACAGGCACAUGGGGUUGGACAAAUUGUAAAUUACAUGGCUGUAGAUGCUCAGCAGCUCUCUGAUAUGAUGCUACAGCUACAUUCCAUAUGGCUUAUGCCGCUGCAAGUUACUGUUGCCUUAGUACUUCUAGCUCGUUACCUUGGCGCUGCAACAAUUACAGCUCUAGUUGGACUUCUAGCAAUUUUGUUGUUUGUUGUGUUGGGUACGCGUCGGAACAACAAGUUCCAAUACAAUGUGAUGAAAAACCGGGAUUCACGGAUGAAGGCAACAAAUGAGAUGCUCAAUAACAUGCGCGUAAUCAAGUUUCAGGCUUGGGAAGACCACUUCAACAAGAGAAUAAACUCUUUCCGUGAAUCAGAAUUUGGGUGGCUAACCAAGUUCAUGUACUCUGUAUCAGGAAAUAUCAUCGUUAUGUGGAGCACUCCAUUACUUGUAUCUUCCAUCACGUUUGGGACUGCAAUCCUAUUGGGGCUUACACUUGAUGCAGGGACAGUGUUCACAGCGACAACACUCUUUAGGAUCCUCCAGGAGCCAAUCAGGACUUUCCCGCAGUCUAUGAUCUCAUUGUCACAAGCAAUGAUCUCACUUGGAAGGUUGGACAAGUAUAUGAUAAGUAAGGAGCUUGUUGAUGAGGCGGUGGAGAGAGAGGAAGGGUGCGGUGGCAGAAUUGCGGUGGAGGUGAAAGAUGGAGCCUUUAGCUGGGAUGAUGAAAAUGGGGAACCUGUGGUAAAAAAUUUAAAUUUGGAGAUCAAAAAGGGAGAGCUUGCAGCUAUUGUUGGCACUGUUGGAUCAGGGAAAUCUUCCCUCCUGGCAUCAAUUCUUGGCGAGAUGCACAAGAUAUCAGGGAAGGUCAAGGUUUGUGGAACAACUGCCUACGUUGCACAAACGUCAUGGAUCCAAAAUGGAACCAUUCAAGAGAACAUUCUUUUUGGUUUACCAAUGGACGGAGAGAGGUACAGGGAAGUCCUGAGGGUCUGUUGCUUGGAGAAAGAUUUGGAAAUGAUGGAGUAUGGGGAUCAGACUGAAAUUGGGGAGCGUGGCAUCAAUCUCAGUGGUGGGCAGAAGCAGAGGAUACAACUUGCUAGAGCUGUUUAUCAGGAUUGUGAUAUCUAUCUGCUUGAUGAUGUGUUCAGCGCAGUUGAUGCUCAUACUGGAUCUGAAAUAUUCAAGGAAUGUGUCAGGGGUGCCCUCAAAGAUAAGACCAUUCUACUUGUGACUCACCAAGUUGAUUUCUUGCACAAUAUUGAUGUUAUCUUGGUCAUGCGAGCUGGGAUGGUUGUGCAAUCAGGAAAGUACAAUGAUAUUCUAGAAUCUGGUGUGGAUUUCAAAGCAUUGGUGACUGCUCAUGAAACAUCCAUGGAACUUGUAGAAGUGGAAACUGGCAUGUCCAACGAAAAUGAUCCCAAACCACAAAAAGUUGACCGGACAUUUUCUGAGCAUGGGGAAGCAAAUGGAGAAGACAAAGCUGUAGAACACUCCAAAUCUGAUAAGGGUUCCUCUAAACUCAUUAAAGAAGAGGAGCGAGAAACUGGCCGGGUUGGAGCACACGUUUACAAACAAUAUUGCACUGAGGCUUUUGGGUGGUGGGGUGUAUCAUUGGUGUUGAUAAUCUCACUAAUGUGGCAAUCAUCUCUAAUGGCUGGUGAUUAUUGGUUGGCAUAUGAAACUUCAGAGGAACGUGCAUUGUCAUUCAACGCAUCUCUUUUCAUUAGUGUGUAUUCGGGUAUUGCAGCAAUUUCAGUGGUGUUGAUAUUGAUAAGGUCCAUUUUUGUCACGGUUUUUGGGCUUAAAACUGCUCAAAGCUUCUUCAAACAAAUCAUUUACAGCAUUCUGCAUGCUCCUAUGUCAUUCUUUGACACUACACCAUCCGGAAGAAUACUUAGUCGGGCAUCAACUGAUCAGACCAACAUUGAUGUAUUCCUGCCCUUUUUUUUAAGCAUUACUAUUUCAAUGUACAUCACGGUGCUCAGCAUCAUCAUCAUCACGUGCCAGUAUGCUUGGCCAACAAUAUUCUUCUUAGUUCCGCUUGCUUGGCUUAAUUUAUGGUACCGGGGAUACUAUCUUGCAACAUCUCGUGAACUAACUCGACUAGAUUCCAUUACCAAGGCACCUGUUAUUCAUCACUUCUCAGAGAGCAUCUCUGGUGUUAUGACAAUUCGCUGUUUCAGAAGGCAGGGAAUGUUCACCCAGGAGAAUAUCAACCGAGUGAAUGCAAAUUUACGUAUGGAUUUCCAUAAUAAUGGAUCUAACGAGUGGUUGGGCUGCCGUCUGGAAUUGAUUGGGAGCUUCAUCUUCUGCGUCUCUGCAAUGUUCUUGAUCUUGUUGCCCAGAAGCAUCAUAAGGCCAGAGAAUGUCGGAUUAACUCUCUCGUAUGGCAUGUCCCUGAAUGGUGUACUAUUCUGGGCCAUAUACAUGAGCUGCUUUGUGGAAAAUAAAAUGGUUUCUGUUGAAAGGAUAAAACAAUUCACAAAUAUUCCAUCUGAAGCUGAAUGGAAGAAAAAAGAUUGUCUUCCCUCUCUAGAUUGGCCUAACCGUGGGAAUGUUGAGCUCAGAGACCUCCAGGUCAGAUAUCGUCCAAAUACUCCUCUGGUUCUUAAAGGCAUUACGCUAAACAUUCAAGGUGGAGAGAAGAUUGGCGUGGUUGGCCGAACAGGGAGUGGAAAGUCGACGCUGAUCCAGGUGUUCUUUAGGUUGGUGGAGCCUUCGGGCGGGAAAAUUAUCAUUGACGAGAUUGACAUAUCCAUCCUCGGUCUUCACGAUCUUCGUUCUCGCUUUGGAAUCAUUCCUCAAGAACCUGUCCUUUUCGAAGGAACUGUGAGAAGCAACAUUGAUCCAAUCGGCCUGUAUUCGGAAGAAGAGAUCUGGAAGAGCCUCGAGCGAUGCCAGCUCAAGGAUGUGGUGGCUGGAAAACCCGGAAAACUUGAUUCUUUAGUUGUUGAUAACGGAGACAAUUGGAGCGUCGGCCAGAGGCAACUUCUCUGCUUGGGACGGGUAAUGCUGAAGCGCAGCCGGCUCUUGUUCAUGGACGAGGCGACAGCUUCCGUUGAUUCACAAACCGACGCUGUGAUUCAAAAGAUCAUCCGAGAGGAUUUCGCCGCCUGCACAAUCAUCAGCAUCGCACACAGAAUUCCGACGGUGAUGGACUGCGACAGAGUCUUAGUCGUAGAUGCAGGACGGGCGAAGGAGUUCGACCGGCCAUCUCGCUUGCUGGAGAGGACGUCGCUGUUUGGGGCACUGGUUCAGGAGUACGCGAAUCGAUCAUCUGGCCUCUGAGAUAACUGUGCUGUUCGCAUAAUUGUCGUAUAAUUGGGGUUGUACUAAUCACUUAAGCGUCAGGAUUUAGGAAGAUUGAAGUAUAAUGCAAUUAAUUAAUCAGAUACUAAUACUGAGCUUAGCUUUAUUCUGAUGCAUUUAUACGUUAAGAUUAUAUAUGCCUAUCUUUUUUA